Gekko japonicus is the source of this 1861-nucleotide messenger RNA. RefSeq names its product chromosome unknown open reading frame, human C2orf42. The record is from RefSeq and is a predicted model, not a curated record. The coding region runs from base 93 to 1814 and encodes 573 amino acids. Gene Ontology annotation, cellular component: nucleus. NCBI's taxonomy places the organism in Eukaryota, Metazoa, Chordata, Lepidosauria, Squamata, Gekkonidae. The transcript has 9 exons.
AAGGAACCACAGUGGAGGAUGUUUGCUGACUUCCCUCGCUGGCCGCCGGGCUGGAACCCGAUGCUAACGAGGCCGCCCAGGCUCUGUGAAAGAUGGAAUCAAACUCUGUAAGGAGUAAAGUCCCGGCUUUCUUAUCUGACUUGGGGAAAGCAACCCUGAGAGGCAUAAGGAAAUGCCCCCGCUGUGGCACCUACAAUGGCACCCGUGGGCUGAGCUGCAAGAACAAGACCUGUGGCAACAUCUUUCGCUAUGGCGCUUGGAAGCAGGCUGGUGUUGACGCAGUGAAAAUUGUCACCGGCUCAGACUUGCAGGUCUACUCAGUGCGUCAAAGGGACAGGGGGCCGGAUUAUCGAUGCUUUGUAGAACUGGGAGUUUCGGAGACCGCCAUCCAGACUGUAGAUGGGACCAUCAUCACACAGCUCAGCUCUGGAUGCUGUUACGUCCCAUCCUGCUUGAAAGCGGCCACACAAGGUGUGGUGGAAAACCAAUGCCAGCACAUUAAACUGGCUGUGAACUGCCAGACCGAGGCCACCCCACUGACCCUGAAAAGCUCUGUCUUAAACUCAAUGCAGGCCUCACCAGAGAUGAAGCAAACACUCUGGCAGCUGGCGACAGAGCCCACGGGGCCUCUGGUCCAAAGGAUUACCAAGAACAUCCUGGUGGUGAAGUGCAAAGCCAGCCAGAAGCACAACCUGGGGUACCUCCACGUCUCCUUUGCUCACAAAGCUGGCCCCAAGAAUGUGAUGGAGCACCGCUUUUUCUGUUCUUGCCAGUCCUUGAAAGCCAGCAAGGCCAGCUCUGCCAAAGAAGAGAUGGGCCAGAAAUGCAUCCACUUCUUUGCCUGCAUCAGCGCCUUUGCCAGCGAUGAUAGUUUGACGCAGGAGUUUGUGGAUUUCCUCAGCUGUGAUUCCAGCGGUCUGAAGCCAGUGAUAGGAGCCCAGCUUGUUUGCCAGCCAGAAUCUGCUCUGCACUCUGCACAGGCUGCUGCCUCCAAGGCAAAGAGGAAGAAAAAAGAUGAAAUAGCGGGCACACAAGCAAGCAGCCCCCUCCUGUCUCAAGAUGUGGCAAACAGCAACCUGAGGAAGAGUGGCCUGAAAAAGCCAUCAGUUGCUUCUCUUAAAAAACAAGCUUGCAAUCAAGUGCUUGACGAAUCGCAGGUGACGUUGUCUUUCCAGGAGUGGCUGGCCAGCGUCACUGAACGCAUCCAUCAAGCCAUGCAUUACCAGUUUGAUGGCAAGCCAGAACCGCUGGUAUUCCAUAUCCCACAGUCUUUCUUUGAAGCCCUGCAACAGAGGAUUUCUGUUGGGAGCACCAAGAAGCUGCUCCCAAAUUCGACCACAGCUUUUGUCCGGAAGGACGCCUUGCCCCUGGGUACCUUUUCCAAGUAUACCUGGCACAUUACCAACAUCUUGCAAGUCAAACAAAUCUUUGAUACUCCUGAGAUGCCCUUGGAAAUUACCCGCAGCUUUAUUCAGAACUGGGAUGGCACUUACGAGCCCUUCAGGUGCCCCAAAGUUGAGGUGGAAAGCAUCCCGGAGACUUAUGGCCGUCUGGAGAAGCAACCAGUUCUCCGGCCCUUGGAGCUGAAAACCUUCCUGAAAGUUGGCAACACCUCUCCUGAUCAGAAGGAACCCACGCCUUUCAUCAUUGAGUGGAUCCCUGAUAUCCUCCCCCAGUCCAAAAUCGGCGAGUUGAGGAUUAAGUUUGAAUAUGGCCACUACAGGAAUGGCCACACCACUGAAUACCAGGAGCAGCGGCCUUCCCUGGAACAGGCUCUGGAGCUCAUGCCUCUCACCACCAUCACAUUUCCUUGAAUGUGAGCGUUCAUUGCACAGCUUGGUUUGCACAGCCCCCCACUCCG